CUCAACAUGAUGCUCCUUGAUAUCACCCUACUCUUCUUAGCGGGCGCCAUGUCCGCGGACGCUCAUGCGGUCCCUGUGGCCGUGGCGGCGGAAGCAGCAGCAGCACCCACAACUGUUGCCGUCUUCCUUGGUGCUAAGAGGGACGGCGAGUACUCCUUUGACGCGAGCGUUAUUGCGGCAGACGCCGUGGCCACAACGUAUGAGAUCCGUUGCCAAUCGGGCCAUCUCAACAUGCCCGGAUUCCCCACGACCACCUGUGAUCAGAACGACCCGCCCUGGACGGUCACCGAAGGACCCUCGACCAUGGUUGGCAUCUUGUCGACGGCCAUUGAGAGCGUAACGGCUGUCCUGGACGAGACCUGCGUGAUAGAGGGCCGCACCGCCGCGUACUGCAACUACACCUUCUCGGGCAACUCCGCGGGCCAGACCACUUCGACUGCGUACACAACCAUCAUCACGGGUGCUCUCUUCACGGCAUACCCUGUUGUGGUCACAGCCGGGGGCGAGAAGCUUCCUCCUGUUCCGACAGGUCCUCCGGCACUUUGA
Molecule: messenger RNA, 546 nt
Organism: Chaetomium fimeti
Lineage: Eukaryota; Fungi; Ascomycota; Sordariomycetes; Sordariales; Chaetomiaceae
Exons: 2
Coding region: 7-546 (179 amino acids)
Source: RefSeq, a predicted model, not a curated record